Messenger RNA from Mercenaria mercenaria, 2901 nucleotides. Its product is annotated as acetylcholine receptor subunit alpha-like 1. Gene Ontology annotation, biological process: monoatomic ion transmembrane transport; regulation of membrane potential; nervous system process. The coding region runs from base 437 to 1948 and encodes 503 amino acids. The record is from RefSeq and is a predicted model, not a curated record. Gene Ontology annotation, molecular function: transmembrane signaling receptor activity; acetylcholine-gated monoatomic cation-selective channel activity. Lineage: Eukaryota; Metazoa; Mollusca; Bivalvia; Venerida; Veneridae. Gene Ontology annotation, cellular component: synapse; postsynaptic membrane; neuron projection. The transcript is spliced from 7 exons.
CGAAAUCUCAGAACUGAGUAUGAAUGGAAACAUAAUAAUAGACAUAGUUAUUGGAAAUAGCGAUACUUCAUUUGAUUUGGAUGUUUUAUGACACAUGCGUGCUUCAGUUGUUUUUUAAAAGAAAAUUUUAAAAAUGUGAAAUAUCUGUAAGAUGAAAUAAAACUUGUCUGAUAGUUUCAAUGUUUACAGAUCAUUGUUAUGUACACUUCUUGCAUUUUCAAUACAUUGAACUAUAUUAGCAAUGUUUGAAAGUCAUAAUUAUACGCACAUGCUGGGCUGUUUUUAAUUAAGAAGAUUUUAGAGUCGUAAAAAAUAUAUAAUCGAGCUCUGUUGAAGUAUGUAGGCUAUAUUACCAUAUCAAAUUUAUUAUGAAACUGAUAUAGAGUUAAUAAUAGUGUAACAUCUUGAUUCGUAUGAAAUUAUUCUUAACGGGACGAUGGGGAAAUCAGCACAUAUUUUAUUCGUGUUGUUAAUAGUGUUCAUGCUGGUCCGGAGUAAACCGCCGACAGAGCAGCGUCUUCAUCACUUUCUUCUACAGGAGAACGCAUAUAAUAAGUUGAUUCGACCGUCAGGAAGAACGGUGAAUGGAACAACGGACAGUAAACUGACAGUGAAACUUGGCAUGAGGCUUUCUCAGUUACUUGAAGUUUCUGAAAAGAACCAGAUCUUGACAUCAAAUCUUUGGCUGAGACAUGAAUGGGAAGACCAGCGUCUUCGUUGGAAUCCGCAGGAGUUUGGCGGCAUAGAAAUGACAUAUGUUCCUUCUGAUGAACUAUGGAGGCCAGAUAUCUUAUUAUACAAUAAUGCGGACGGAGACUACGUCGUCACAAUGUUGACAAAAGCUAAAGUAAACUACACUGGUCUUAUUGUAUGGGAACCCCCAGCUAUCUACAAAACUUAUUGUCCAAUCGACGUUGAAUUCUUUCCUUUUGACCAGCAGGAAUGCUUCAUGAAAUUUGGCGUUUGGACAUACGAUGGUCACGAGGUGGACCUUCAGCACGUCUGGGAAAAGCAAGGUGUCAUGCAGGGAAACCAGAUGGUCAUUCCGAAAGGAGUCGAUCUUUGUGAUUAUUAUCAAAAUAUAGAAUGGGACAUUAUAAAUGUAACAGCCAGGAGAAAAGAGAAAUUUUACCCGUGUUGUCCUGAGCCAUAUCCAGACAUCACGUUUAAUAUAACUAUCCGAAGAAGAACUUUAUUCUAUACCAUUAAUUUAAUUAUGCCGUGCAUAGCUAUCUCGUGUUUGACCGUGUUAGUAUUCUAUUUACCCAGUGAUUCUGGAGAGAAAAUCACGUUGUCGAUUUCAAUCUUGCUGGCUUUAACUGUGUUUUUCUUACUUCUGUCUGAUAUAAACCCUCCUACGUCAAUUGUUAUACCAUUGAUAGGAAAGUAUUUAUUAUUCACCAUGAUUGUGGUAACAAUGUCCAUAUUCCUGACAGUUUAUACGUUGAGUAUUCAUUUCCGAUCACCAGCUACUCAUAAAAUGUCGCCAUGGAUAAAACGUGUAUUUACUGAAAUUCUUCCAAAAAUAUUGUGCAUGAAAAGACCAGUAGAUAACAGAAGAAGAAAACCGAAAGGUAAAGAAUUAGGAGAAACAAAUAUCGACGCCCCAGAACUUGUUCAUUUAUGGGAUAAGACCAAUGCACCGAAUUAUGAAAAUCUAAGAAAACGGACAUCAUCGGAGAGGGAGGAUCUGUCCAGAUAUCCAUCCGAGAUCAGAGAAUCAAUGAAUGGUGUGAAAUACAUUGCUGAGCAUCUGAAAAAAGAAGAUGAAGAAAAAUCAGAGGAACGUGAUUGGAAUUACGUUGCUAUGGUGAUGGACAGACUGUUCCUGUUUAUUUUCACGACAGCCUGUGUUUGUGGUACAAUGGGGAUAUUUUUGAAUGCGCCAUCUCUUUAUGAUCCUAGCAAGGCAAUGACAAGACAUGACUUCAACUGUUCUAAAAGAUAGAGGAAUGUCCGCGUUUGAUGACAGAUAGCAAAGAAUGACAAUCAUAUAGUUUGAUGACAGCUUUUGGAAACAGACCCUAAGGACAUUGAGAGGAAAAUUCAAAGAAAUGAUUUUCUCUCAUUAAACCUUGAUAUGCUGUUGAUCCAUUGGACAAAUUUGUAAUAUUGAAUUGACAUUAAAUUGCCACAAGCCGGCAAUGCCAAAUAUGAAUGUGUGGGGAAAUAGAAAACAUAAUAAAGCUAUUUGAACAUUGCAUUAUGUUCUUAUUGGAUGUGCUUAUAAAAUGGUGCGAAUAUUUAUUUGUCUGCUUGUUAUGUUGAAAACAGUUAUUGCGAGUAAUUAGUGUAAUAUGCUUGAUGUUUUAAUGUUAAAACAAUACAAACUCAUGUAUGUUGUGUAAAAGUUACGUAAAUAUUUAAGUCAAAACGCUUGUUUUUUUAUGUUUUUAUCAAAAUCUUAAUAUUAUGACCUUUGAAUAAUAUUAUGAAUUUAUCAAUAUCACGUUCAUCUUACUGGGCAUGCGCAAGUAAUACAUUCUAAUGAAAAUUUAUACAUGAUUGUUUUGGUUAAUAUCGGGAAUUUUAUAAAUUUAAUACAUUCUAAAUGAACAUUUACAUGCAUUUAUGCAUUGUUAUGCUUGAUUAAGCUGUUUGUAUAUUGAUAAAUUUUGAAUGAGACUCUGUUUUUUACUUGUAAUUGUUGUUUUUGUAUAGUUCUGUUAUUAUUUUACAGAUUGAUAUUUGCACAUAUUUUUGAUAUUGUUAUUAUAGUAAUUGUUUUGGCAAAAACUAAUUUUACUUAAAUAAUGAUUAACUUCCUUGAUACAUUUUAUGCUUUUGCAAUAAAUUGGACAUUCCAAUAUUGUGCUCUUGUGCACCGCUUAUGUCAGUGUCUAGUCCGUUGUUUGUAUUGUAGAACAGCGUAACAGACGGAAUAAAAUGAAGAAAAAAGUC